CACGCAACGCGCCGCAGCGCACCUGACGCUUGGAUCGAUACAUUUGGGCUCGAAGAACCUGUAGUGUUCAGUGAGCAGUGAUGCCUGCACGGAUAGAGCAGCUCUCGAGGCCCAGACCAAACCUGCUCCAGUUUCCUGACAGGCGCUCACUAUACUGGCUUGAUGAAAUACCAACCAGGUCAAAGAAAACCACUACUGCCUUUGAAUUGACUCCUCGCUUGGAGCAGCUGGCCCAGAGCAAAGAAUCAAGCCGUUUCAUUGAGGAGAGCAGAAGGUCACCGGAGUGGAUGAUUAGUGCAGCAGCGCUAAAAGCGUGUCCUUCUGAAAGAGUGUGUUCACUGGCACUGCCUCGAAUGCCAGAUGGAUGGCAGCCUGAACGCCCUCUGCUUGCCGCUUUAAGUGUUGCGGUUAAAAAUGCCAAGCCGAGUCCAAGAAUCUGUCAGCUGGCACAACCAAAGCGGGUGAAGACACUAUUGACGUACUGCAGCGUUGAUUCAAGCACCCAAACGAUCAGCGCUCCCAUCACACCCUCCUCUUCACGCAUACUACAGCUGGCCUCUCCUAAGCAGGUCCAUGCACAGCACUCUCUCGCGAGGCCUGUUUCUUGGCCGGUUCCAGAUCAUGUUCUGAAGGCCGUAGCCGGUGAGAGGCUGCAGAAACUGGCUCGACCUAAGACCCGUCAGGCCCUGUUUGAGGGGUAUGACCCCUACCGGGUCAGUCCUGCGGCUCGGGCCGCCACCGCAUCCCCCAGACUGCUGGAGCUGUCUUUACCCUUACCACGCAAAUGUAAAGGACAGUAAGCAAUCAUCCCACCAUCCUUAGUCAAGCUCUUUCAGUAAAUGAUUUUUUUUUUAUGUUUUUUUUUAAAAGGCUUAAAUGCUCUGCAUUUUG
Messenger RNA from Carassius carassius (crucian carp), 891 nucleotides. RefSeq names its product sperm microtubule associated protein 2 (gene spmap2). The record is from RefSeq and is a predicted model, not a curated record. The coding region runs from base 81 to 800 and encodes 239 amino acids. The transcript has 7 exons. Gene Ontology annotation, biological process: spermatogenesis. NCBI's taxonomy places the organism in Eukaryota, Metazoa, Chordata, Actinopteri, Cypriniformes, Cyprinidae.